This is a messenger RNA of Cololabis saira (Pacific saury), 2240 nucleotides long. It is a transcript of the gene mcoln3b, whose product is annotated as mucolipin TRP cation channel 3b. NCBI's taxonomy places the organism in Eukaryota, Metazoa, Chordata, Actinopteri, Beloniformes, Belonidae. The record is from RefSeq and is a predicted model, not a curated record. Gene Ontology annotation, molecular function: NAADP-sensitive calcium-release channel activity. The transcript has 14 exons. The coding region runs from base 187 to 1860 and encodes 557 amino acids. Gene Ontology annotation, cellular component: plasma membrane; lysosomal membrane.
UCAGUGCGAGCUGGAAUGUGUUGCUGCUCAGGUGUUUCGGAAGUAAAGUCGACUUUAUCCUCGCAGUCACGUCCCUCGGAGCGAACAGCAACACUCGAUGUCACCAUGUUUUACUGAGACGAAGGCAUUUUCAUUUCACAUGAUAAACGACAGUAGAAGCGAAACCAGCUGCCUCGGGACUUUGAGAUGGAGGAGUCCAGUGACGUGGUUGACACAGACCACCUGCCCUGCUGUGAAGACGACCAGGCCCACCGUCUGGACGAUGCAGAUGAGGUUGAAUGUCUCAGAAGAAAGAUCAAGUUCUACUUCAUGAACCCCUGUGAGAAAUACCACGCACGGGGACGAAAGCCGUGGAAGCUCAUCCUGCAGCUCGUCAAAGUUGCCAUUAUUACCAUCCAGCUGGUGAGUUUUGGGCUCAGCAACCAAAUGGUUGUCACGUUCAAGGAGGAAAAUCUGAUGACAUUCAAACACCUCUUUUUGAAAGAUUACACUGACGCAGGCAUGGACAACUAUGCUGUUUACAGACAGGCAGAUGUUUACGACCACAUCGAAUACGUUAUUGCACAGUACGGCCUCCUACACAACAACACGGUGGGAAAUCAUGAAUACGACAAGGAUGGUGGCGUCUACACCCCACUGAGGCUGUGUCAGGAGUUCUACAGGAAUGGGACCAUCUUCCCUGGAAAUGAAACCUUUGAGAUCGAUGCUCACGUGGAGACCGAAUGCCUUGAUGUUUAUCCAAUGUCUCACUUUUCACCGCACCAAGUCGUUCAAAACUUCAAAAUUCAUUUUAAAAGGUUGCUCUCUGUCCAGAUCACGUUUGUUCUCAAGGCCAUAAAUUUACAAACAGUGAGACAUCGAGAGCUGCCGGACUGCUAUGACUUCACCGUCAUCAUCACGUUCAACAACCAAGCUCAUAGCGGCAGGAUAAAGGUGGAGCUGGAAAACGACGUGUUCAUCAGCGAAUGCAGAGACUGGAAAGUAACUGGAGCCUCUCCUAGAAACAUAUACCUGACCGUGCUGUUCGACUGCCUCAUCAUUGUAACCUGCGUCACCUCCUUCAGCCUCUGCACACGCUCAGUUUUCAAAGGGAUCCUGCUGAUGUUUCAAUACAGUCAGCAUUGCAGUAAACACAGCAGUAGAGGCGUGCCGUGGUCGGACAGGCUGGAGUUUCUGAGUGGCUGGUACAUCCUCAUCAUCGUCAGCGACACGCUGACCAUCAUUGGAUCUAUUCUCAAGAUAGAAAUCCAGACUAAGAUCCUCACGAGCUACGACGUGUGCAGCAUCUUCCUCGGCACCGGCACCAUGUUCGUCUGGAUUGGCGUCAUCCGCUACAUGGGCUACUUCAAGAAGUAUAAUAUUCUCAUCUUAACUCUCAGGGCAGCGUUCCCAAACGUCAUCCGUUUCAUCUGCUGCGCUGGAAUCAUUUACCUGGGCUAUUGUUUCUGUGGCUGGGUCGUUCUCGGCCCAUACCACGAGAAGUUCCGGACCUUGAACACCGUGUCCGAGUGUCUGUUCUCGCUGAUCAACGGAGACGACAUGUUCCCCACCUUCAAGGACAUGAAGCAGCAGAGAAGCCUGGUGUGGGUUUUCAGCAGGAUCUACCUCUACACCUUUGUGUCCCUCUUCAUUUACAUGAUACUCAGCCUUUUCAUCACGCUCAUCACAGACACAUACUACACAAUCAAGGAACAGCAGGAGAGCGGAGACCCGACGUCAGAACUGCAGAAAUUCCUAUCGGUGUGUAAAGAUUUGCCGAAGUCUGGAGUGUUUAGACUUGACAACACCAACAGCUGCUUCAUCAACUGCUGCAUCAACAGGCACGAGGAGCAGGAAGAGAGGCUCACCUCAGAGGCCUAACUCGUCAACCUUUCAAUCGUGAGAUAUUGAGAGUCUGUACCGUGUGUAUAUUAUAACCUUUUAACUACUGAGCACUUUAUAUUGUUUAUGUUUGGUGGAAGUGAGUUUAGAGAGUCUGGAAAAGCGUCUUUCCCUCUUUUAAAUAAAGGAUGCCCAAGUUUAAUCAAGUACAUAAUGUUCCUUGUUGAUCAUAUGAUGGUGGACAGUGAUGAAUGCGCUUUGUAAAUCCUAGUUUUAUUUUUGCAGAUGUAAAAUGUUUUUGUUGCAGGUUUUAAAUUAUUUUUACUAAGCUUUUCACACAUCCAUGUUGUGCAAUAAUGAAUCAUGAUUCAAUAAAAAAACAAAUAUAAAUUAAAUGAGAUUUUUAUUUCUCCUUUAAC